AUAGCAAAAGCAGUAACAAACAAUAGAACACACACUGUCACCAUCUCACUCACAUAACACCAAGUUCAAACAGAAAUUCAAAUUGACACCAGAAAUAAAAGACAGAAGAAUCAACAACAUGUAAGACACAACAUAUCCAUAAUCCACGAUCAACCAUGAAACCAAAACCUCAUCAUUUUCAUCUUCAUCACAACCUUGUCUCAUUUUCUUCAAAACCUCACUACAAAAACCAUGACAUCCUCUACACAAUCUCAGAAUCCAUCAACACAAUCCACAACAACAAUCCCAACCCUGAUUACUCUCUCAACCCAACUCUCAAACGCAUUCUCCCAUCUCUCACUUCUCACCACAUCACAAACCUCAUCAACCUCAACCCUCUCUCUCUCCCACCUCUCUCCCUCUUCUCUUUCUUCAACUACCUCGCUUCUCGCCCUCCCUUUCGUCACACUCUCCAUAACUACUCCACCAUGGCCCAUUUCCUCUCUUCUCACAACCUUCUCUCACAAACACAUUCUCUUUUCCUUUUUAUCAUUUCCAAAAUGGGUCAUCAUUCUUCAACUUCACUCAUCUCUUCCCUUAUUCAAACCGUUCCAACUCAUCAUCGCCAUAACCAUUCUGUUCUUGUUUUUGAUGCUUUGAUUAUUGCUUAUACUGAUUCUGAAUUCAUUGAGGAUGCAAUUCAGUGUUUAAGAUUGGUUAAAAAGAAUAACUUUUCCAUUCCGGUUUGUGGUUGUGAUUAUUUACUUCGUCGUGUGAUGAAGUUGAAUCAACAGCCUGGACAUUGUUGGGAGUUUUAUUUGGAGGUUUUGGAUUAUGGGUAUCCGCCAAAUGUUUAUCUUUUUAACAUUUUGAUGCAUGGGUUUUGUAAAAUUGGUGAUGUUAUGAAUGCACGGAUGGUGUUUGAUGAAAUUUCUAGACGGGGUUUGCGUCCUAGUGUUGUUAGUUUUAAUACUUUGAUAAGUGGAUAUUGUAGAAGUAAGAAUGUGGAGGAGGGUUUUGUGUUAAAGAGUGUUAUGGAGAGUGAAAGAAUAUCUCCUGAUGUUUUUACUUAUAGUGCUUUGAUCAAUGGGUUGUGUAAGGAGAGUAGGGUGGAGGAGGCGAAUGGUUUGUUUGAUGAAAUGUGUGAGAUGGGUUUGGUUCCUAAUGGUGUAACGUUUACUACUUUGAUUGACGGGCAAUGUAAACAUGGGAAGAUUGAUUUGGCAUUGAGAAAUUUUGAGAUAAUGAAGGAUCGGGGUAUUAGACCGGAUUUGAUUACUUAUAAUGCGUUGAUCAAUGGGCUUUGUAGGGAUGGAGAUUUGAAGGAGGCUAGGAAGCUUUUGAAUGAGAUGAUUGGGAAUGGUUUCAAGCCGGAUAAGAUCACUUUCACCACUCUAAUGGAUGGAUGUUGUAAGGACGGAGAUAUGGAUUCUGCAUUAGAAAUCAAGGAUAGAAUGGUUGAGGAGGGGAUCGAGCUUGACGAUGUUGCUUUUACUGCACUAAUAUCUGGACUAUGUAGAGACGGAAGAGUUCGCGAUGCUGAGAGGAUGUUGAAGGACAUGUUGAGUGCCGGUCACAAACCUGAUGAUCCAACAUAUACCAUGGUUAUUGAUUGCUUUUGUAAGAAAGGUGAUGUUAAGAUGGGAGCCAAGUUACUAAAGGAGAUGCAGCGUGAUGGACGUGUACCAGGAGUCGUCACUUAUAAUGCGCUGAUGAACGGUUUUUGUAAACAAGGUCAGAUGAAAAAUGCUAAAAUGUUGCUUCAUGCAAUGCUUAAUAUGGAAGUGGUUCCAAAUGAUAUUACAUUUAAUAUUUUACUAGAUGGUCAUUGCAAGCAUGGAAGCUCUGUUGAUUUUAAGAUAUUUAAUGGCGAGAAAGGACUUGUUUCAGAUUAUGCUUCAUAUACGGCACUUGUCAAUGAAUCAAUCAAAAUUUCAAAAGAUCAAUUAAAGAGUUAAUUGCUACUAAACUAUGUAGCACCGACACUUCAGAUUGAAGGCGUGCUUGAGUGUCCAACGCAUAUCGGUAUUCAAUACCGGCAGAACACUGACAUGUGUAGUUGCAUACAAUCACUUCAAUUUUCUCAAAUUUUUACCGAGUUUCUACGUGUCGGUGUUGUAUUGAGUGUCUGCAUUAGUGCUUCAUAGCUGCUGAAAGCUGAAUUGUGAAUAUAUUUCCAGCGACAGAUUACAGAUCCCUUAUGAAAGAAGAUACUUUGGCUGUUAUUCUCAAUGCCAGAAGCCAGAGUUGAGGUGAGUAGCUAACACAAUGAGCUAGCCAUGCAUACAAUCACUUCAAUUUUCUCAAAUUUUUACCGAGUUUCUACGUGUCGGUGUUGUAUUGAGUGUCUGCAUUAGUGCUUCAUAGCUGCUGAAAGCUGAAUUGUGAAUAUAUUUCCAGCGACAGAUUACAGAUCCCUUAUGAAAGAAGAUACUUUGGCUGUUAUUCUCAAUGCCAGAAGCCAGAGUUGAGGUGAGUAGCUAACACAAUGAGCUAGCCAAGAUGAUUUAGUUGCAUCUAAAUUGAUGCCCUAAACUACGUGAUAUGAGUACAGAGUGUUCAAGUUAAUUCUUAAUUAAAGUAAGUUAUGUGACGACUUUUGCGAAAUUUAGGAUGGACAUAUACAGAUGAAACAUGUUUUGUCUAUAUGGGUGUUACUUCAAUAGAGCAAUCUGCUCCUUUAUCAGAGCUUCCAAAUUCCAAUCUCUUUUCCAAACAUCAGGUUUCUCACAGGAUUUGGUCGCGAUACUGCCAAAUCCAAUUCACCUGUUCUCACUAUACAUUGGUUGAUCUUGUUUUUUGUUAGUUACAUAGUUAGCAUACAUAAGCAAAGUAAAGGAUCAACAUUCGUUUCAACAAUGAAGAGAAAUUAUUCUGACAGUACUUUUCUUUUGAAUUAUGACAUUAAAGUGAUUACAAAUUAUUUGGGGCCAUCACUCAUAUUAUGUGCAUGAAAUCUACACUGCCUGUAGUGUCUAUUUAAAGAUAAGAUCUAUGUGGAUGUUAAGUGGAAUUUUCCUGAGGUGGAUUGGGUGAGCCAUUGUACGGAUGAUUCCUUCCCGAGGCCAACUCAGAUUGCUGGUUGUGGAGGAUCGACCCGAAGUGAGCAUGGGGUCUGGGUUUGCGGCUUCUCACGAAAAGUAAUGGUUAAUGAAUUGAGCUCUUGCUCUAGGGUGUUUGGAGUUAAGCCCGGGGAUUUCAGCUUUUAAAGAUUUGUUUAGAUUCUGAGAUUGAUGUGAAUUGUGUCAAGGAUAGCUUUGUAGAUUGUGCUAGCAGGUAAAGAAGCUACUGAAGCAUGUCAUAAAAAUUUCGGAAGGGGAUUGGAUUGUGAGGAUAAAGUAUGUCUUUGGAAAAGCGAACAAAUGUGCAGACUUUCUUGCAAACUUAUCAAGUUUCUACUUUGGUGGUGCAUGAUCCCUUCCUACUUCUCUGGUUUUGCCUGCUAAUACUUUCCAAGUAUCAUCUGAUUUCCUUGUUAGCUUGGUGGUUUGCAAGUGGAUUUGACAUUUACAAGGUUAAGUGUAAUUAAAUUUUCAUUCAAUAUAGAUGUCCUAGACUCAAAUAACUAUUUUAUAUUUCAUUUUAAAAAUAGUUAUGAGUUUUCGAAUUAAAAUUACACAAGGACAAUUUUCCAACUGUACCUGAGAGAUAUGAACUAAAUCCUUCCAUUUUACAA
This is a messenger RNA of Medicago truncatula (barrel medic), 3655 nucleotides long. Its product is annotated as putative pentatricopeptide repeat-containing protein At1g09680. Lineage: Eukaryota; Viridiplantae; Streptophyta; Magnoliopsida; Fabales; Fabaceae. The transcript has a single exon. The record is from RefSeq and is a predicted model, not a curated record. The coding region runs from base 156 to 1937 and encodes 593 amino acids. Gene Ontology annotation, molecular function: protein binding.